Mobula hypostoma (lesser devil ray) is the source of this 6504-nucleotide messenger RNA. RefSeq names its product selenocysteine insertion sequence-binding protein 2-like. Gene Ontology annotation, biological process: selenocysteine incorporation. The coding region runs from base 189 to 2924 and encodes 911 amino acids. Gene Ontology annotation, molecular function: selenocysteine insertion sequence binding; ribonucleoprotein complex binding; mRNA 3'-UTR binding. Gene Ontology annotation, cellular component: ribonucleoprotein complex. NCBI's taxonomy places the organism in Eukaryota, Metazoa, Chordata, Chondrichthyes, Myliobatiformes, Myliobatidae. The record is from RefSeq and is a predicted model, not a curated record. The transcript has 19 exons.
CGGCCUGCGGGCCGCCGUAGGGAGGCGGGUGUUGCUGCUGAUCAUGACAGUGGAACCUAAGUACGGUAUAACCGUUUGAACACGGCGCUUCUCAUCAUGGCUGAGCCGAGUGUGAGUCAAACAAAGGAGAGCAGAUUAUCAGCUGAUGUUGAACCAUUUGUGCCAAAGCAGCAAGCAGUAGAAAUGAGAUGGACAGAAUCUGCUUCAUUGCCCAGAUAUUUAACAACCUGCUAUCCUUUCGUUCAAGAUCCUUAUGUGGAUGGCCUGUUUUUAAAAAGAAACUGCAACAAAUGAGGCAACAUUUACAAGAAUCAGAGAAUGGCUGCAGUAAAUUUUCCCAGAAUUUUGCAGAAUUGCACACAUCCUAUCCAGUUAUGUCAUCUCACUUACCUGUGGAUUAUUUUUCAUAUUAUUCAUAUAAACAAUGUGUGGAAUCACCUUUGAAUCCAUUUGCACAAGCAUCUUUAUACUCUGAGGAUAUUUGCCCUUCGAAACAAAAGUACAGUGGGAGUAAGAAGAAGAAGCAGCAUGUCCAACAGGACUCCAGUGCAAAAAUAAUCGCUCCUUCUCAGCCUUCAAAGGAAGCAAGAUCGAGAAAGGAAUUAAGAAACCAGGGGCAAAAUAUAAAUGAAUUAUCAGAAACGGGUGAACAAUUGCCACAACCUCAUGUAUCUAGAGAUAAUAUAACCAAAAGGGGGAACAAACAGGUUAACGAACAGCAGCACAGCAAAUGUAAGCCACCUCAGAAAAUAUUAAAUGAACUUGAGCCUAAGACUGAUAACACAGCUAAAGUCUCAUCAAGAGAUUUGCCCGAAAUGCAGAGUGCAGUAGUAAAGCAAUGUAGCCAUGGUCUCAAAACAUUUCAAGAUUCGAGUGAAGUUUCUAAAGAGUCUGUCAAAGUAUGGCCUGUGGAUGAUACAUCAAAGGCGGAUGAAGCAUUGCAAACAUUUUCCUCAUCUGGAUUUCCUGUGAAUUCAGAAAAAUGCACUCUCUCUGGUUCCACCACUACCACAGGUUCAGUGGUCAUGUCCUCUUUGUCUGUAUCAUCGAUUGCCACUCCACCUGUGUUGUCGUGGGCCACAAUUGUUUCACAAGCACCUAAGAGACCAGUUCUCAGUUCAGCUUCACCAAAGACAUCUGCUCAUAAAGUUGCUCAGAGAAAUGAAAAUAAAAUAAAUCUGAAAGAAGAAACUGAAAAAGUGAAAAAGAAGAAGAAGAAGAAAAAGAAGCCAAAGGAAUCUGAUGAAGCUCCAAAGCAAAUUGAGUCCAAGAUAACUGUACAAGAGCUACCUCGGCUUGAGGAUGAUGAAGAGUUUCCAGAUCUGGCAUCAGCAGUAAACACUUCUGACAAAACUGGCAAUGAUGGUCAAAGCAAGUUCUAUAGUAGCAAACAGGUUGGGAAAAGACAUUUAGAGGGGUCAGUGGAUAGAGAGCUAGUUUUGCAUGUAACCAGUUCUCACGGUACUACUGAUGGAUCAAUUUGUCUGGAUCAGGACCAGAAGGCAGUUCAGAUUCCGAGGAAAGAAUCCGUUGGAGAAAAUAGGACCACUGAUCCUCUGAAGCACUCUACGGAAGCUCCAAAGAAAAGUGGUAGGAAGAGCAAAAUGCCCAUGCAACUAGAUUUUGGUAACAUGCUGACAGUCCUAGAACAGAAACAGCAAGAGAUGUCAUCCAAACAUGCUCCUAAGCCAGUUGUAUUUGCAGUUGGAGGAGCCUUACCAUUGGUUCCCAAAGAACCCACAGUGAAAAAGCUGCCUCAAAAUUCAAGUCAGGAAAAGAUUCCUCACAAUCCCUUGGACUCAAGUGCUCCUUUAGUAAAGCGAGGAAAACAAAGAGAAGUGCCAAAGGCUAAAAAGCCAACAUCAUUGAAGAAGAUUAUAUUGAAGGAACGAGAAGAAAGGAAACAGCGACGGCUGCAAGAAGAAAUGGGAUUGAUGCCAUUAAGUUGUGAUCAAGAGGGUCAGGCACUCGCUUCGGAUCAGAAUGUAACUCAGGACACAGAAAAAAUCACUGAAUUAAAUGAUUCUACAGAAGAUUUGACUAAUUCUGCACCUUCAUCGCCCUGUCAAAGUGUACAUUCUCUUUCUGAUGCACCAAAAAUUUCUGAGAAAAUUUGGACAAAAAACAUUCUGCCAAAUCCCAGUCAUCGAAAGAUACACAGCAGACGGUUUAGAGAAUAUUGCACUCAAGUUUUGUCAAAAGAAGUUGAUAAUUAUGUGACUGACUUGCUGAAGGAGUUGGUCCGUUUCCAAGAUCGGUUAUACCAAAAAGAUCCAAUUAAAGCUAAGAAGAAACGUAGGAUUGUCAUGGGGCUGAGAGAAGUGCUAAAACACCUAAAACUGAAGAGGCUGAAGUGUGUUAUUAUCUCUCCAAACUGUGAAAGAAUACAAUCCAAAGGUGGCUUGGAUGAAGCAUUGCAUACGAUAAUUGAAGUUGCUCGUGAGCAAGAGAUUCCAUUUGUAUUUGCUCUCAGUCGCAGAGCUCUAGGUCGCUGUGUGAACAAAGCAGUUCCUGUUAGUGUGGUUGGAAUCUUCAGCUAUGACGGUGCUGAGAACCAGUUUCAUCAAAUGGUCGAACUCACUGAGGAAGCUAGGAAAGCAUAUCAAGAAAUGCUGAAUGCUCUCGAGCAAGAAUUAAAGGCCAAUGGAGCAAACUCAGUGGAACCAUCGUGCAGUGUUUCAGAAGAAAAUACUAUUGAAUUAGACAGCAAAAACCCUUCAUCUUUUACUGAACCGAGUGAGCCAGAAUAUGUUACUACUUGGAAAACCUUGCUGAAGAGACAAUGUAAUCCCAACUUGUCAGACACUGAAAACACUCAAACCUCAGAGAGUCUGUUCAGUAACUCAGAAGAAGAAACUGGCGAUUCCAUACAGGCUUUUCCAAAAUCCAUUCUUGAUUUUGAAUGUCAAGCAGCAAUAAGAUGACUAAAUGAACGUUGUUUGAAAUAAAACUCUAAACAUUUUUUGCAGCUCUCAAUCCCAAGGAAGAUUCCACUAUUAUUCAGGAAAUGGUGAUUAAAAUAUACAGCAAAUUGUCACCUCUUUAAAAACAAAGAAUGUACUCAAAAGGGUAAACCUGAAUUAAUUGUCUCUCAUAAUUGAAGCAUAUGAUUGGAAAAAGAAUGAUAUUAAUUGAACAAUAAAGCCCAAGUAAACCUUAUUCAGUAUGAUGAAUAGCUAAAGAUGAGUUUGUUGCCCAGUGAUUACCUCAGCAUUUGGCUCCACUGCAACAGGCAACCUCAAAAUAGUCCCAGAAAUCAAUGUAGUGUUGCAGAUGGUAUAUUUUCUUAGUGCACUUUUCCAAAAUUCAUGUCUUCCUGCCUUAAUCAUCAAGAUGUGGAUUGGAUAGAAUCCAUCUUGUAACAGGAAAAUGAGGAAAUGUUUGGUAGCUGGAAAUUGCAAUAUCCUGGAUAGCAUUAUUGUGAUAUUGCUGAUGUACCCAGACUCCCAUACAAAUUUAUGAAUAAUUACAAAACUGUGGUGACUUUUCAUCUGUUGCAUUAGAUUUACAUAACACAAUGGAGAGACUGGGCAACUCAAUCAUCAACACAUACUUUUACUACUAGUACCAACUCAGGGUCAGAAUAACAUAUCAAAAAUCUUGUACUGUAUCUCAUUAUUUUACAACUCUUUGACCUUGAAUAUUCUGCAAACAAUAAGCAACUUGCCUAUGGUCAUACUAGCUUGGAAACUUUCCCCAAAACUUUCUCUUUGUAAAUGUUCAAAUGAGCAUAACUUAAAUUUAACUAUGUUGAAUCGAUCAGCUGGCCCUUAGCACAAAUUACACUCUAUUUGGCUCCACGAUAAUGCAGUAAUGCAGGUAAUAUCUGAUUUUUUUUUUAACUUUUUGUCAUUAAAUACACAUUGGUUUUGUCAGUGGUUUUCUCAUGAUCAAAAAAUAAUUUCAGUUCUGGAAACGAUUGAAAGAUUGAGUGAGUGAAACGAUUUCUGCAUAAUUUCAAAGUUGUACGCUGACAGCUAUGCAAUUUGUUACCUGUAAUUUUGCAAUUGAGAAAAUGGUAUGCUUAUGUCAAAAUAAGCAAACAAAACGUUUUUCCCCAUAUUUCUAUCCCGUAAUUUCACCAAAGUGCACAUGUAAGUAAAAUUCAAGAAAUAUAUCAUUAACGUAGCAUUCUCUUAGACUUUUACCUUAUGUGGAGUUGGAAUAAAUGGUGAAACUUGAAAAUAAGUUCAGUAAUCUUUCAAGUAAAAAUAGUAAAUGUUGAAAAGGCUCAGCUGGUCAAUGUUUCCAAUAUUUGCUGUUCUUAUUUGGUUCACUGAUAUUUGUUGUGCAAUAUAACACUACUGACUUUUGGGUCCAUUGAAAUUCCAGCUGAUGUUAAAGGAGGUUUCAUGGUGAAGAAUAAAUAGUGUUAUCAAUACCUACUACAUAAAAUGAUUUUGAUGAAGUUGGUGUGAAUAGUUUAUGAUGCUCGAAGCUUGCACUUCCCCUUGCAUAAACUAUUCAAGUUUCAGACCUUGGGAUGUGCAUGAAUGCCAUAAUACUGCGAUACAUAUCUUUAGAAAAUGAAAGUGUCACAAGUUAUAACCUAAACAGUCACAUUAUAAUACUGAUUUAUUGGUAAUUUAACCCAAAGAGUCUUCUAUGUUUAUCAUCAUUGCUUUAGAGAGGAGCUAUGACAUACAACUGAUAACACAUACAUCCAAUAGUACCAUAAAACUAAUUUCAUAAACCAUUGUGUAUGGGAGAUCUAAUGUGAGUUGGAAAUGUUGACUUAUUGAGGUUCAACAAACACUUGCAGUAGAGAUUGGUGAAUUGUGUAAAAAGUUGUUUGCCAUUUAGCUAAGGACGAAUGCUGAACUAAGUGUGCAGAGUAUAAGAGCUAUCAUCUAACCUUUAGCACUACUUUCAGCAGGCAUCUGAUCACUUAUUUAUCUCGAUUAAUUUGGAAAAUUUCUUUGUUUAGAAUUCUAGGAUAUUUUCUGAUUGGUCAGAUCAGCAAUUUGAUGCCAUGGGAUUUUUAAUUAUUACAGUUUUAUUAUCGCAAAGCUGUUGUCCCACUUUUAACUGCUUCACUUUGCUGCAGAUUAUUCAUCUUUGCCUGAAAGGUACAUAAGGCAGUUCAUGGAAGGAAAAUUAUUAGGUUAUUACAUUCAAAAAGUUAAGCUCAAGAGGUUGAUAUUUAAUUUGUAUAAUUUUUUUUUAAAUGGGUUCAGUCAGCUGUUAAUUCAAGUCUUACUCCAGCAUGUUUUAGAACAAUACGUUUUACUUACUAAGUUUUGGAAAAAUGAUGCAACUAAGUGUGUUGAUAAAGUCAGAGAAAGAAUGUUCAUAAGUUGGGUUUGUUUUUAAAGUCCACUUUAAUAUUUUACAGCAGUGGCUUACUGUUAUUGCUAGGAGGCAACAUACAACUCAUUAAACACCUGUUAUGUAUCAUUUUAAAUUACAAUGCUGUUUCAAUUACUUUCUGCAAUGUUUUGAAAAUUGAUAUCUUUAACUUAUCGUUAGUCUCCUUUAAAACACCUAUGAAUAGUUUUACAUGUUUAUUGAGAUAGCAAAUGUUACAUUAUUAUAAAUGAUUAGAUUAUGGGACAGUUCUAUAAUAUUGUAUGUGUUAGGUUAUAGUCAACUCAGUUAAUACGAUCAUAAACUGUCAAGAAAAAAAAUCUAUACUACCACAAGUAUUAUUACUCUCUUAUAGUCAGUGCACAGUAGUUGAAUUAAUUGCCCUACUUCCUACAAAAAUAUCAAACCAAAGAAAAAUAUUUUUGUUCCUUUCUUUUCCUUCCUUUGGCUGAAAACACACAAAAAUAAAAAUGCUUAGCAGAACAGCUGCACAGAGGACAAGCUAGCCAUGGAAUAUUAAAAAUUGUUCAAGACAGCUACUGUUUCUCCAUGCCACUUGUAUCGAAACAUUCUCUCAUUGGUUCAAAUCCAAGACAUGGUUGUAAUGGUGCUUGGGCCUUUUCCAAGUUUGCAAAAUGAAUGUUUGCUUAUUCUUUAAGCAAACAAAAUAUUGUCAAACCAGCUGCAACAAAUAGCUGUAAAUGAGACUUGUGUAAUUUUGCUGCUAUGAUUUUACUAUUGUAAACUGAAUCUAACAACCCCCUUAACAGUUCAGAUUUUCUUUUAAGGGAGAGUACUAUAAUUCUUGCUUGCUUUGUAUUAAGGCCAAAAUAAGCUGUGAUGCAAUAAGAAGUGACUGGGAAUACUGGGCACUGCCUGCUGGUCUGUAAUUCUGGCUUCAUUGAUUUGUUAAAGAAAUUAUUGUAAAACUGUGACUAUUAAUUUAAGUAUAUGUUCUGUAAAUAAUCAAACAAAUUUUAUGCUAUAGAGCAGUUUGAAUUGUUUUUUCAUAAUAUAGAGAAAUAUCAGUACAAAUUUGUUUUGGGAUUUCUUUCAAGGCCUAAUUUAAUUCCAUACUUUAUAAAAGCUAGUUUGAUUAUACAUGAUUGUUAAAUUCUUAGUUUAUAGAUUUCUAUUGAGUAAAACUCUAAUGUUGCUGCUUUUGAAUAUUUUUGAAAAAUAAACAUUUUGAUUCAA